Messenger RNA from Suillus discolor, 1644 nucleotides. RefSeq lists its product as uncharacterized. Gene Ontology annotation, cellular component: membrane. The coding region runs from base 1 to 1644 and encodes 547 amino acids. The record is from RefSeq and is a predicted model, not a curated record. Gene Ontology annotation, biological process: transmembrane transport. The transcript has 2 exons. Lineage: Eukaryota; Fungi; Basidiomycota; Agaricomycetes; Boletales; Suillaceae.
AUGAUUACUGGUUAUUCUGUGGCCACUUUGGUGGUCUUUGUCAUAUCAAUUGGGUUUGUGAUAUACCCAGUCUCUAUACCCACCCCUCGACGAAUACCCCGUAUCCCAAUAAAUUUAACAACCGCCCCAAUCAUCGCAAUUGCAAUUCUAUGGGCGGCACAAUGUCUCGACCCAACAGUCAUUCGCGACGGCAUCGUUGGUACAGACGGCGUUAAACCCUACAACAUUCUUAUCCUCUUUUUCUCCCUUGCCUACAUGGCCAUCACCCUCGACAUCACCGGUAUCCUUCAGUCUGCAGCGUUCUGGGUCAGCAACAAAGGUGGUUCAAACGGCUGGAAACUCUACACCUACUUCUACAUCAUGCUUACCUUGCUGUCCAUCUUGCUGGGAAAUGAUCCCGUCAUCCUCUCUGGAACUGCGUUCCUGAUUUAUUACACAAAAGUCGCCGAGCUCAAUCAUAUCUCAUGGCUCAUGUCCGAGUUUGCAGCAGCGAACACAGCGAGCAUGGUGUUGUUUGUCGGGAAUCCCACCAAUGUGGUAAUCUGCGAAGGUUUCAACGUGAAUAAUGCUGCUUUCACAGCGUACACCAUCCUUCCUUUCAUUGCAUGCAGCGUCUUCUGCUUCUUGGCUCUUGGCGGUCAAUACCACAGUAAAAAAUACGUCCCUCGCAAGUUGAACCACGCUGCUGACCUUGAUGCCCGUUCGGUCCUCCUGGAUCCGAUCGGUGCCUGUGUCGGUAGUUUCAUGCUUGCCUCGGCUCUCAUUCUGUGCUUGGUAGUCAGCUUCUUCGGAAUUGACGUGUGGAAGAUCAGCUUGCCUUUUGCUGUGGCCAAGUUUAUCUAUGAUGUUGCCUGGGAUCACUACCGCUUUGUUCGGCAGCUACCGAUGCUCGGGCGCGGGCAGAAAGGGCCGGAGGAAAAUGCAAUGCAGUUAGACGAUGUUAUGCUACAAGACGGGCAGACGAUAUCAGAUAACAAGAGCCGCCAUCGCCAGUCCGCCCCACUACCCACGACAGACAAGGUGAAUUCUGAUCCCGAUUCCAAUCGCACCUUUAGCAACAGGUCCCCUCAACCUUUAUCCAAGACCUCUAUCGCCUUGUGGCGCUCCAAGGGCAUUGCGCUACACAAACGCCUGCACGCCCACUUUCCUACCUUUUUCACCGCGCUCCCAAGGCUCCCUUUCGCCCUCGUCCCAUUUGCGUUCGCGCAGUUUAUCUUGAUUGAAGCCCUUUCGCACCAGGGUUGGAUAGACGUCUUUGCGACAUGGCUACUACGAGCCACUCAUGGAGAUAUGUACCGCACCAUUUGGUUGAUCGGUGUUCUGGGAGUCAUCCUGUGCAAUGUCUCCGGGACAAACAUUGGUGCAACGAUUCUUCUCACCAAGGUCGUGAAUGCGGCAUCUCCUAUGUUAUCCGAUCAGACCUUCCGCGCAGCUGCUAUUGCCCUUGCUGUCGCGAGUAAUAUUGGGGCUGUAUCGUUCACCUUCAGUGCAAGUCUCGCGGGGCUUCUAUGGAGAGGCAUCCUCAAACAAAAGGGCAUCAUCGUAAGCCAGGCGACGUUUGCAUACUGGAAUGCACUUCCGUUGGUGGUGAUGACUGUUGUCGGACUUUCAGUAGUCUGUGCAGAGAUGGCUGUUUUAUACUAG